AUGUCCGCCCACGAUGCCUGUGAAGUAUGCUAUCCAUUCUGGUCUCUGAUCAACGAAAGCAGUCGGUCUAGCAUGGAAAAGUUUGAUCACGAGUGGUCAUCUCGGCACCAAGCGGCCGAAACCUCCAGGACGCCGGGGCAGCCCCUUGACGAUCUCACCGGCCUUGUAACGAUAUGCGCCAUCGUCAACAUCGGUCAAGAAUCCGACGUGAAAUAUACUGGCAUAGACCUAGUAAUCUCUAUAGCUUUGGAGUCGGAUUACCGGGAUGAAAUCCCAAUGCUGGACGACAUCUCCGGGACAUACGUGGUGUUGAGAGGCCCUGAAAGAGAAAUGGAGAAAAUGACGCCAUUUUCAAGCAAGAAUACAGCCUCCGAGGAAUCGUGGAGUAAAGCCACAAAUUGGAUCCGACAAUGCAUCUCCAGUCACCUUGCUUGCAAUGUUGAGGAGAAUGCUGGGUCAUGGCGUCCCACUCGCCUGCUAGAUCUAGCUUACCCUACCUUGACCUCAGAUCUGUUCCGCAUCGUGGUGACUUCGGAGCUCGACCUCGACUCAGACGAGCGAUACACGACGUUAAGUCACUGCUGGGGCUCCGCCCAGUUUCUCCAACUGAAGAAGUCCACGUACGACGAAUUGUGUAAAGGUGUCAAGCUAGACAAACUGCCAAAGACUUUCCAAGAGGCCAUCCAAGUCACCCGACGGCUCGGCGUCAGAUUUCUCUGGAUUGAUUCACUCUGCAUCUUACAAGACCGAGACGAUCUAUCUGACUGGUUGGUCGAGGCGGCGCAGAUGCAUAAGGUGUACUCGCAUUCCUUCUGCAACAUUUCUGCUGCAGGAGCCCAUGACAGCUCCAAAGGUCUCUUUUUUGACAGAGAUCCGCGCAUAAGCCAUACAGCCGACGUUCGAAUCUGUAUCGAAGGACUUGGUCUUCCGCCUGGGAGCGGCUACAUGGACUGCAGCAUUUUGAAUUUGCUCUUUUGGAGCAAUAACAUCGGCCAGUCUCCCCUAAACACACGCGGAUGGGUCCUGCAGGAACGCCUGCUUUCUCCUCGAGUUCUGCACUUCGCCAGAGACCAGCUGUACUGGGAAUGCAGGGAGCACACGGCCGCUGAGUGUUACCCAGAGUCACUUCCCACGCCGUUACGCAACGGCGUCCACGCGAACUUCAAGAAGCUCGACCCAUUCUCGCGGAGCCCACUAUUGGAGGCGUCAGGGGACACUCUCAAUGAUCCCAUGUUUUAUCAUUCCGUCUGGAACUCGGUUGCACAGGAGUAUUCAAAUACCCGCUUGACCAAGAGUUCAGAUAAGCUGAUUGCUUUAUCUGGUGUCGCAAAGCAUUUCGCGACGCGGAUCAACGAUGUUUACGUCGUGGGCAUGUGGCGCAGGUACUUGGCAAGCAGCCUGCUGUGGGAGGUGGAGAAGGAAGCUCAAAGUGACGGGUCGCCGUCCAUGCGGCCGGAUACUUAUCGAGCCCCGUCCUUUUCGUGGCUCUCUGUGGACGGCGCAAUUUCGACCGCGCAGCCAACGGAUACCAAUCUACUCAUUGAAGUGGUUGACUUUCAUUUAGACUACGUAUCAGUGGAUAGGACGGGCCUGGUGGAAGGUGGAUAUAUCAACCUCAGAGGCCAGGUCAAACCCUUUGAAAUGGCUGUCAAGUACAUUCUUCGACUCCAGCAACUAUUCAUAAUGGUUGAUGGUAUCAUCGUCAGAGAUCCCAAGAAACAAGAUUGGGAAAACGGGCCGCUUGUGCACCUGGAUGUUGGUCAAGCAAGCUUCGAUGACGAGAACGAUAAGAAAACGCUCUACUACAUGCCAGCUCAGAAACAGAAAACCCCUGAGAAUCAUGUGUCGUACCUGCUGCUGGUAGCUCUGGAUACAAGCAGAUCUACGUACAGGAGGAUUGGGGUGGCCGUCACGGCCGAGGCUGCUGAGAUUGAGGUCCUCAAUAGACCAACUUCAAACCAGGAUUAUCAUUCAGGAACAGAAUCUAAGGCAAACUGCGAUGUUCGAACGAUUAGGAUAAUCUAG
Messenger RNA from Colletotrichum graminicola M1.001, 2025 nucleotides. Its product is annotated as heterokaryon incompatibility protein. The record is from RefSeq and is a predicted model, not a curated record. Bases 1 to 2025 code for a protein of 674 amino acids. The transcript is spliced from 2 exons. Lineage: Eukaryota; Fungi; Ascomycota; Sordariomycetes; Glomerellales; Glomerellaceae.